Molecule: messenger RNA, 1028 nt
Organism: Belonocnema kinseyi
Lineage: Eukaryota; Metazoa; Arthropoda; Insecta; Hymenoptera; Cynipidae
Gene: Mettl2
Product: tRNA N(3)-methylcytidine methyltransferase METTL2
Exons: 6
Coding region: 106-993 (295 amino acids)
Molecular function (GO): tRNA (cytidine-N3)-methyltransferase activity
Source: RefSeq, a predicted model, not a curated record
UUCAUUUUAUCGAGUUCAAAUUCACGAUUUAUUUGAUAUUUUUUUAUCGAAGUUGGCAGCAUCUUUGAUUCAGAAAAAACACGUGCGAAAAAAAUAAUCAUAAUUAUGACAGAAUUGGUGAAAAGUGAGAGUGAAAAUGAGAAUUCGGACAGUAAAAGACCUCAGUUUGGAAAUAGGAUUCUUUCUGAGGAGGAUAAUGUGUUCCAGCACAAUGCUUGGGACAACGUGACUUGGAAUGAAGAACAGGAAGAAUCAGCUCGGAAAAAAGUUGCCGAGAAUUCAGCAGUUUGUGCUUCUCCCGAAUUGAUUACAAAAUAUGAAAUUGAAGCCGAUAAGUACUGGGAUAAAUUUUACGAAAUCCAUCAAAAUAGAUUUUUCAAAGAUAGACACUGGCUUUUUACCGAAUUUCCGGAACUCGCUCCCAGUUCUGCGGAAAAAAUCGCAAGAGUUUUACCAGAUGAUUCUUUUACUCAAAACGAAUUGAUUGGAGAUGGAAAUAAAAUUUUGGAAAUAGGCUGUGGAGUCGGAAAUACAGUUUUUCCACUACUUUUAUACAAUAAGGAUCCAAAUUUGUUCGUUUAUUGCUGUGAUUUUUCGAGCAAUGCCAUUGAAAUUUUGCAACAAAAUUCCGAAUACGACUCGUCUAGGUGUAAAGCUUUUGUUCUUGAUGCGACUCAAGACGAUUGGACGCCUCCUUUCGAGGAAGGAAGUUUGGAUAUUGUCGUUUUAAUAUUUGUACUUUCAGCUAUUCAUCCGGAAAAAAUGCAGCACGUAAUUAAAAAAAUUUAUCAAUACUUGAAACCAGGAGGUCUGGUUUUAUUUAGAGAUUAUGGAAGAUACGAUAUGGCACAGUUGAGAUUUAAAAAAGGUCGAUGUCUCUCGGAAAAUUUUUACGCAAGAGGAGAUGGAACUCGUGUUUAUUUUUUCACUCAGGUAAUCAUUCUUAGUAAAUCGAGAAGCAAAUGCCGACCGGAAUCUGCUAAAGCUGCCUGAAGAGCAAAACGCGGAUAAAAUGCUUCUGAAGCUCC